CGGAGAGACGGGAGAGAGAGUGACAGAGCUGCUCGGAGCUCUGAUCUGCUCCUCAUUUUCGGAGACCCAGAGAGGGAGCGAGUCCCCAGCGGGGAUCCAAUCAGAGUUUGAGUUUGACUUUAGUGGCUGGAUCUCCGGCUUUCAGCACCUUGGACAGAGACACGCCGCAGCUCAGCAGGAGGAGAGCUCGGAGCCCGGGCUUCCCACAGCCCCCUGUCCCCAUCGGGACGUGGCGUUCUGUUGUCAGCGCUCUCCAAUCCCUCGCAAUGGGCUUUAGAUUAUUCACUGAGUGAAAAAAAGCUGAGAAUGCCCUUGAAGACCAUCUGCGUCCAGCUUUUCAAAAUGAUUUCACAAGAAACUGUGUGAACAGUGCAAGAAUCUAAUUAAUCCUUUUUUAUGUUAAACCAAAGUUAAAAAGUGUUUUUUUUGCCUACAUAAAGUACUUUAGUGUGUCAUUUGCCAUGGGGAUAAAACACAUUCUCUUGCUGAUUAUAUAUCUGGACCCCCUCUGCGUCCUGAGUGCAGCCACGGCUGGUAAAAAGCCCAAACAGGUGCCUAGGAAGGCCCCCAAAGCCACAGUGGUCCCCACGGUCGUUCCUGAGAAGACCCCACAGCCAGCGCCCGCAAGAGACCACGACACCUGCCUUGGCUACUUUGACGUGAGUGGUCAGUAUGACAAGAUGUUCGAGUGCAACAACACGAACCACCGUUACUGCUGCGGGACUUGCUACCUGCGCUUCUGUUGCGAGUACAUGAAGGACCGACUGGAGCAAAAGCUCUGCAAGAAUGACAAGAAGCCACCGUGGGUGCAGACGGUUGCCCCAACGCCCAUCCCGACCAGCCAGUAUGGAGAUAUCAUGGAUCCGACGAACACAGCGGUCUACAUCACCUGCGGGGUCAUAGCCUUCAUCAUAGUCCUGGGGGUGUCGGUGAAAGUGGCUUAUGACAAAGCUACAGAGCCACCUCAGGAAAUGAACAUACACAGGGCCCUUGCAGAUAUUCUGAGGCAGCAGGGGCCGAUCCCUAUUUCCCAAUAUGACUGUGAGAAUUUUGCAGCGAUGAACGGCUCACCAAAAGAUAACACGCCAGUCAGAACCUCGUCCAAGAACCACUACACCCCUGUACAUGCCUCCAAAUCCAACCACGGUCUCCACUAUGGAAAAGAAAGCAUCCGGAGCAGUGGAGGCGGCGACCUACACAACUUCAUCUCGUCUGGCUUUGUGACGCUUGGUCGAGGCCAUCAGAAAGGGGAAAAACAUUGGCCGGUCCGCUCCCAGAGUCACCAUGGUACCCACCAACACAACUAUAACCAUGUGGCUCUAGGUAGCCCGACACGCACACCUAAGAAUGCUCACCGAUCAUUGAGGCGUGAGAACAAUCGGAUAAGCGGCAUCCUGACCUCGCAGACGGAGCCCUACGACCUGUCUUUCUCACGUUCCUUCCAGAGCCUGUCACAUCUGCCACCCUCCUACGAGGCGGCCGUCAAAGCCGACCUCAGCCGGUUCUCAUCCCUGAAGAAACUCACAGAUAAAGAAGUUGAUGACUACUACACCCGUAAGCGUCACCUGCCUGACCUGGCAGCAAGAGGAACUCUUCCUUUGCAUGUUCUCAAAAUAAGUCAAGAACAGCAUCGGGAACAACCACAGCAACAACUCCAAAGCCAACCACCACAGUCCAGUAUCUCCCAGGCCCCUCCUCAGUCGCAGUCUUCCCAGCAGCAAUCCCAACAAAGGCAGAGGCCUCGUCGUGUCCAGAGAGCCAUGUCCCAAGACCGUGUCUUGAUCCCACAAAGUGGUCCACACCAGGAAUACAACAUGUCCUCUGAGGGCAUGUCCCCUUAUGGUGGCCGAAUUCUCUCAGAUGAGCAGCUUCUGUCUGCUGAACGUCUUCGAUCCCAGGAGCGUCUUCUACCACAGGACCGUCACACCUCCCAAGAUCGCCUGUACUCCAAGGAUCGCAUGUACUCCAAGGACCGACUCCUGUCCCAAGAGCACUUGUAUUCCAAGGAUCGCCAUUACUCUCAAGAACGCCUCUACUCACAAGACCGCUUGUAUUCGCAAGACCGCCUCCUGUCUCAAGAUCCUCUCCUGUCACCAGACAAGUUGGUGAUGUCCUUGAAGCGUGGUAUGGUCACUAGCAUUUCUGGAGGCUUUCACGGUAGUGACAAGUCAAUUUCUCGUGCCAUCUCACACACUGAUGUGUUCACGCCAACUACUCCCCUUAUGGAUCGCUACAAGAUGACCAAAAUGCACUCGCAUCCAAGUGCAUCGAACAAUGGUGUCAGUGGCAGUGGUGGCAGCAGCGGGGCACAGGGAACUGGGGUAGCUGUACAUUCCAACACGUUAGCCAUGAAUCAGACAGCAAAUAAGAGACAGGUGUUUGCCUCUAGACGAACUCACACUGUGGAGCAGCUCCACUAUAUCCCACAGCACCACCAGCAGCAACAACAGCCACAGCACUACCGCACAGGCAGCAAGACUGAAGUGACUGUGUAACAGUAGCCCUAACCUGAACUGUGCUGGAAGAAUCAAUGCUGUACCAGGCCAUGGGUUUUUUUGCACAACUUGCCACCUUGUAGAGUAGAAAGUAGUGACUUAAUUUACCUUAACUGAAAAUUCCAGGACCAAGAUCAUCAACUAGCUUACUGUGAGACCGGAACAAAGAACUACACUGUACACUGCAUAAACAUGCCCAGCAAGAUUUGAAGCCAGAUAGGGUUGUGGAAGGGAUGAGGUUGGGUCUUGUCAAGUUAACCUGCCUAAUAUACCUUCCAGUUUCUGGAUAAUCCAAUUGUCCACAGCCUACAGCCUGCCUCUGUAUAUGUUUUAGUGGAAACACGUAUUGUGUCUAUUCAAGCCUUGAUCAGUCCCCUUUGUCCCACAAAUCUAUGACCUUUUCUGGCAAAUCUUAAAGGGCUUUGCAUGGUUAUAAACAAAAACUGAUUCCUCCGUGACUUUCGUUGUUUGACACAACACCAUCACAGGCAAUGAACAAGAGGGAGCCUGUAAUCUCUUUAUAAAUAUAUAAAUAAAUAACAUAAAUGAAUAAAAAGAAUAUUUUUAUGCCCCAUCUAACUCAUAGCCCUAGAGAACCUCAUGAAAGAAACUGAAAUGGAUGUUAUCUGCACUUGUAUUUGGUGCCUCUGACAGAUGUUCCAUUUCUGAAUACCAAGUGGUUUUGUGGGUUACUAAGCACAAUCAAUAGAAAAUAUUCAGUUUUGGUCUAUCUUUGACUUUGAAUAGUGAUGGCUAGCUUGUUUUGUUUUUAAAACAAUGGCAUUUUAUUUUUCCCUUCUUUUGCUUCCAGUAGGCAAUUGUAAAUAAGCUAUCCUUGAAGCAGUCUUAUGGACAAGUCUGUACUGGAUGAACUUUGUAUUAGACUGUCUGUUUUAAAUAGAUUCUUAAAAACUAUAACUCAUCACUGUUUAGUGAGUUUAAGAUAGAAACCCACUUAACAAAUAUCUGACAGGAUAAUUACUGUGUUUCUUUGCCAACUUGGUUGGACAAGAAGUGAAUGAAUGUGUUACUAACAAUAGAUAUACCACGUUCUUGUUUGGAUGUAGACUGUAUUCCAUUAAUAUAGGAAGACCGGAUUAUCUUGGUUAUGGAGUACAACAUUUGUCAAAGUAGGGUCAAAUAAAUCAUCCAUAUUUUUCUA
Cyprinodon variegatus (sheepshead minnow) is the source of this 3657-nucleotide messenger RNA. RefSeq names its product protein shisa-6 homolog. Bases 462 to 2495 code for a protein of 677 amino acids. The transcript has 10 exons. Gene Ontology annotation, cellular component: AMPA glutamate receptor complex; postsynaptic membrane; postsynaptic density. The record is from RefSeq and is a predicted model, not a curated record. Gene Ontology annotation, biological process: regulation of AMPA receptor activity; regulation of short-term neuronal synaptic plasticity. NCBI's taxonomy places the organism in Eukaryota, Metazoa, Chordata, Actinopteri, Cyprinodontiformes, Cyprinodontidae.